Messenger RNA from Mesorhabditis belari, 585 nucleotides. The record is from the annotation of a GenBank genome assembly. NCBI's taxonomy places the organism in Eukaryota, Metazoa, Nematoda, Chromadorea, Rhabditida, Rhabditidae.
AUGAUUCCGGAGCAAAAAUCCAAGCUGUUUGAUGCCAUCGAUUCUCAGGAGGAUAUCCCGCCGACAAACUAUCCGAAGGAAUAUGUGGAAAACAAAAUGACAUUCCGCCUUGGAGAAGUUGCGAUUGCAAUUGAUGGAGCGAUCAUGAUGAAGUUGCUUGAGUUGAACCCACUCAUCCAACAGAGCCCAAGUGCUGGAGCGAUAAACAUCAAGUCGGGCAUUAAAGAAUUGCGUAUGGAUGGAGGAGAUGCUGAAAUGUUACGAGUUCGCGUCCCAUCAAAGCCAUGGCUGGAUCUUGAAAUUGACACGAAUCCGCUGCACGAAAAAUAUGAUCAGAAAAUUCGUCUAAACAUUGCGCCGGUUUCUUUGAUGUAUCACGCGCCUACCGUGAAAAUACCGCGAUUGAGGAAGAAACUUGUGUUGGAUAUUUUGAUAAACCCAGCGACAUUGAUGAUUUCAGAAGGCGGAAUCUACGCCCCAGAGAAGCCUACAAUUGUGGACGAUUUGGGAGUGCUUUCAAUUACAACCGUCGAAUCAAAAGCUGUUGAUCCUGCUGGUCAGGAUCGAAUGAAGCAACUACGAGAG